This is a messenger RNA of Salarias fasciatus (jewelled blenny), 2047 nucleotides long. Its product is annotated as fibulin-1-like. Gene Ontology annotation, biological process: extracellular matrix organization. Gene Ontology annotation, molecular function: peptidase activator activity; calcium ion binding. The record is from RefSeq and is a predicted model, not a curated record. The coding region runs from base 1 to 2046 and encodes 681 amino acids. NCBI's taxonomy places the organism in Eukaryota, Metazoa, Chordata, Actinopteri, Blenniiformes, Blenniidae. Gene Ontology annotation, cellular component: extracellular region. The transcript has 17 exons.
AUGGCCCGCACCGCUCUGUGGAUAACAGUCCUCCUCUCUUUACACGGAGCUCUGCAGGGAUACGGGACUGAACCCCCCACCUUGCUGGAGUGCUGUGAGCUUGGGAAGAACAAAGGUGAGGAUGAGCAAGACUGCACCGUCCACCCACUGAUUUCCUCCCACUUGUGCACCAUUGUUUACGAGCAGUGCUGCUUCUCCAUAGAAAGAGGUCUCCUCUGCGAAAAAGGCAUCGCGAUGGCCCGUAGGCAAGGGGCCUGCGAGAGGCCUUACUUUGAAGGAUAUGGCCAUGAAACACAAACCUCAAAGAUGUGCUGUGACUGCUGCUCGCUCGGUUUGACUUUAUCAAAGAGCGGCGUCGGUUGUCACUUCAAGGAACUGUUCCUGGGAAGUGUGUGUACCUCUGUAGCUCACAGCUGCUGCUUCAAAAACUCUACUGCAGGAUUGGUUGAUAAAGUGCCCACCGUAAGUCCAGAGGAAGUGCACGGCUGUGCAGACUCUCUUUGCUCUCAGCUGUGUAUCGAUGACGGAGUGUGUUCCUGUUAUGAUGGCUUUGCACUGCAAAAUGAUGGCUUAACCUGUAAGGACAUCAAUGAGUGUCAGACUGGCAGUCAUAUUUGUAGCACUGGCUACAUUUGCAUUAACACUGAGGGCUCCUUUCGCUGUCAGAAGAAAUCCCACUGUAGCCCUGGAUAUGCGCUCAUUGAAAACAUCUGCAAAGACAUCGAUGAGUGUAAAUUAGGAACCCACCACUGCGGACCGAGCUUUGUUUGCAUCAAUAUACAAGGAUCCUUCAGCUGCCUCCCGAAGGACAAGUGUGCACCCGGCUACACUCUGGACGAUAUUGGCGCCUGUAUCGAUCUGAAUGAGUGUGUGGAAGGAUCCAAUCCCUGCCCGCCUGGAGAGACGUGCAUCAACAACGUUGGCUCCUUCAUCUGCCGCAGCAACGCGGUCGUUUGCGGGCCGGGCUAUCAUCUGAUUGGCGACGGCAGACAGUGCGAAGAUAUUGACGAGUGUGAAAAGGGCGACCUGUGCGGGAUCCACCGCUGCGUCAACCUGGUGGGUUCAUUUCGGUGCGAGUGCCUCCCUGGCUUCUCUUUCAACAGCAUCACCAAGCUUUGUGACGAUAUUAAUGAGUGUGGGUAUCAUACUAAGCCACCAUGUGCCCAAAGGUGUGAGAAUGUAAUUGGGACGUUCAGGUGCAGAUGCAACAUCGGCUUCAAACUGGCCAAUGAUAGCAAAAACUGUGAAGAUAUCGAUGAAUGUGAAGUUAAACCUUGCAGCCAGGAAUGCACCAAUGUGUUUGGCUCGUUCCAGUGCCAGUGUCGGCAGGGCUUCCAGCUCAGCGCCACUGAUAGGGUGACAUGUGAAGACAUCGAUGAGUGCGCCCUCUCUGGCGAAGGAAAGGUUUGUCCUUACCGAUGCAUCAACUCACCUGGAGGUUUCAACUGCACCUGCCCGCCCCGGGGCUUCAUUUCAUCCGACGGUGGACAAAAAUGUCAAGACAUUGAUGAAUGUAAGGCUGGGACGCAUACCUGCUCUCCGUCGGAGCGCUGCUUCAAUGUGCAGGGAGGAUUUCGCUGCCUGUCCUUCACGUGUCCUGUAAACUUUCGGCAAGCAUCAAAAGUAACUGCAUCCGACGAUUCUCCCACGGUGCGUUGCAUUAAGGACUGCAUGCCACAUGACCGGGACUGUCUCCUCAACCCGAUCCACCUCGUCACCCACAGCGUCCUGUCUCUGCCAACCUUCAGAGACUGCUCUAAGCCAGAGGAAAUAGCUCUGCUGCGAACCACCACUCAAGCUAACCUCGCUCACUCCAACGCCACCGAUGUCUUCUUCGUCCUCCUCUCUAUGGACGAACGCUUCUCCUUCGAUAUAGUGAAGCGCACCAAAUUUGGCAAGCAUAUAGGCGUCAUCCGGCAGCUGAAGCCCAUCAUUGGUCCCAGGAACAUCGUGUUGGAGGUGUCGAUUAGCUACGUCACCUCGGGGGUCGUCACUCACAUCAAUAUCGUCGUGAUCCAUGUCUUCAUCUGUGAAUACUGGUUCUAAC